UACAGGCGUUAGCAGCAUUAGCUUUAUGGAUGUAAUUAGCUGGGAGGUGAUGUUGUACUGGUAGCGCUGAUAAUUAUUGAAUUUCUAAUGAAGCAACAAUGUCUUCAGCUCAGUGUUUUAGAGAGUUUCUCCGGGAGCGACUAACUGCUGCUGCUACUGAGGAAAUAUUCGGGGUUUUUAAGAAAACUAUCGUCAAGUACGAGGAGGAGAUCGACCGUCAGCGCAGAAUGUUGGAUACCGACUGGAAACCCGAAGUAAAAUUACACAGAGUAGAUGUCUGCCAUCCAGAGCUCCCACAGCAACAUGCCUGUAAGCAGGAGGAGGCUCUCGAUGACCAGCAGCUCUGUACUCAGGAGAGGAGCUCCAGUCUGGACCAAGAGGACCCUCAGAUUAAAGAGGAGCAGGAGGAGCUCUGCACCAAUCAGGAGGGAGAGCAGCUUGUAGUGAAGGAGGAGAUUGAUGCCUUUGUGUGGACUCCUACUGAUGAGGAAAGUGACCACAGUGAUGAACAGACUCUGAACUUCAAUCCUGAUGACACUCUAAGUGCAGCACAAAACCAGUCUGUAGUCUACAUGCCAGUUAUAAGCUCUGUGGUUGUACCAGAACCAAACAGUGACCACCAGCUCUUUGCUCACACCUCUCAUGUAGACGAGAGCGAAGAUCCGGAAAGAGAAGAGCAAGGAGACUUGGGAUCAACCAGAAAUGUAGAACCAAAGAAAAGUAAUCACAAAAGCAGAGAUCACAGUAACACUGUAUACAACCCUACCAUGUCAAACAUUCAACUCAAUACUGAUACAGGUAAAAAGUCUUUAAAAUGUGACACAUGUGGGAAAGCUUUUAAGUGUAAGUCAAAAUUGACUAUACAUUUGAGAAUCCACACAGGUGAGAAGCCGUUUACGUGCGAAACGUGUGGGAAAGAUUUCAGACGUGGUAGUACCCUGAUAGACCACAUGAGAACUCACACAGGUGAGAAACCAUAUUUUUGCAAAAUAUGUGGGAGAGAUUUCAGGUUUAGCAGUGACUUCGCAGUCCACAUGAGAUCGCACACAGGUGAGAAGCCGUAUCUCUGCAGCACCUGUGGGAAAUCAUUCAGUCGGACAUCUGAAUUAAAGAGUCAUGUAAGACUCCAUACAGGUGAGAAGCCACAUUUGUGCAAAACAUGUGGGAAAGCUUUCAGACUUAGCUGUAGCUUGAUAGCCCACACGAGAAUCCACACAGGUGAAAAGCCGUAUCCUUGCAACACCUGUGGGAAAAAGUUCAUUCGGAUGUCGGAAUUGAAGGCUCAUAUAAGAAUCCACACAGGUGAGAAUCCUUAUUCUUGUAAAACAUGUGGAAAAGGUUUCAGAUAUAACAGUCGCUUGCUGGUCCACAUGAGAAGAGCCCACACUGGUGAGAAGCCGUACCUUUGCAAGACCUGCGGGAAAAGCUACUUUGAUGCAUCUCAAUUGGCAAGGCAUAUAAAAACGCACGCAAGCAUGUAGCCUUGUAUUUUACUACGUGGCAGGCAAUUUAGUCCUAGAUGUUCAUGGUGUAAACACACAAAAACCAACAGAAGUGAGGAGCUACAUAAUUACAGCAUUUUUGGGAAAAGUCUGACUCAUACUUUAAAAAGCUCCUGGCUGAGGAUCAAAAUACACACGGGAGAAAUCACUGAGCUGAAAUUCCAGUGGAAACAUGUUGACCUACUCAAUACACUUUUGCAAUCACUACAUCUCUGUAAUUAAUUAUGUGCAAUAUCACAUUCAAAAGAGGUCACAUUAUCUUAGUAUGUGGAAGUAGUACAUCAGAAAUGCCAUCAAGUUUAACCCUUUGAAACAUCACUUUUCUUGUAAUGGUAAACCUUUGAGCCUUGUGCAAAUUGGUGCGAAUUCUUUCAAAAACAUGGGUAAAAAGAUGAUGAGCAACUUGGUGUGACAUUUCCCACAGAUUGAAAAAAAAAAAAAAAAAAGGAUUUAGGAAGUGUUUUUUAAAGAAUUGGGGAAAAAAAGAAAAAAAGGCUAGGAAAAGCUAUAUAAUUACUUUUAAAUUUUAUAAUCAUGUUACAGAAUUAUUAUAUUUUUUAAGGACUCUUUCCAGGUCAUUUCCUUGUUUGUUUUGAAUUUUAUUAUUAUUAUUAUUAUUUUUUUUUAUUAUUUUUAUUUUUUACUAAUUUCCUUGUUUUUAAUUUUAUCUUUUUUACCAAUUUCUUGCUAAGUUUUUGGGUCAUUUCUUCUUUCAUUGCUCAUAGCCUUCUUCCCGUGCUUUUAAAGGAAAUCAAGCCAAUUUGCUCAAGUUAUACGCAACAGUAUUUCUUUAAAACAAUCAUAAUCUCGAGAAUAUUUAAAAAGCCCUUCUUGCACAAAGAGUUAGUAGUUAUUACAAAUGCUUGACCUGUUGAAUUAAUCUAGUAUUAUUAUUAGUAUUAUUAUUAUUGAUAACAUUUUUAUACACUACUUAAGUUAUAUCAGUGGAUUGUGAACUCUUGAUGUUGAGGCUGAGAAACCCUGUCUCUAGUAGUGUUUGGUCACUUAUGUUGUCAUUCUACCAACUGUUUUUUUGUUAUUUAAUUUCAUAUUUUUAUAUAUAAUAUAUAUUUUGUAAUUGCAUGAACCUGGUAUUCUUUUUAAGUUUGGGUGUUUAGAGGUGACACACAAAUUGUAGAUGAGCCUAAGCAGUAGUAAUGAAUGAAUGAAUACUGAAUGACUAGUAACUUAGUGAUCAGUGUCCUUUGUCUUUUUAAAUCUCAUGUACGUAUACUAACAAUAAAGCUUUGUACAGUUAUGAUGAUGAUGAUGAUGAUGAUAAUGAAUGUAACUACAUGUAAGUACUGCAUUUACAGACAACUCUGAUGUCUUCAGGUGGCUAAGAUUGCAUGUAAAUCCCACACUAUAUGAAAUCUUGAACACAUCUAAUAAAAAAAAACACAUCAGUUC
Molecule: messenger RNA, 2912 nt
Organism: Epinephelus moara (kelp grouper)
Lineage: Eukaryota; Metazoa; Chordata; Actinopteri; Perciformes; Serranidae
Product: zinc finger protein OZF-like
Exons: 2
Coding region: 99-1481 (460 amino acids)
Source: RefSeq, a predicted model, not a curated record